This is a messenger RNA of Diabrotica balteata, 363 nucleotides long. NCBI's taxonomy places the organism in Eukaryota, Metazoa, Arthropoda, Insecta, Coleoptera, Chrysomelidae. The record is from the annotation of a GenBank genome assembly.
AUGGAUGCCCCUUUAAGAGAACAAGUAAUGAUAAAUCAAUUUGUUGUAGCAGCAGGUUGUGCACACGAUCAAGCUAAACAGAUAUUACAAUCAGCGCAUUGGCAAUUUGAGACGGCAUUAAGUAUAUUUUUUCAAGAUGCUGCUCUACCUACCUGCCCUCCAGGAGCUUCAACACAUUUUGGACAAGUGAUAACUCCAUGUAAUACUCCAGCUACUCCGCCAAAUUUCCCUGACACAUUACUGGCGUUUUCCAAACUGUCGGCAGGCAACGGCAACAGUCCGUCCACGAAUUCGGCAGGAGCCGCUCCUCUUCCACCACAGUCUCGCCGUUCCCCGCAGCCCAUUUUUCACCAGCAGCGAUAA